AUGGGGGUGACAGGGGCCAUGAAUAUGUCAGGAGUCAGCACAGUGACUGAAUUCAUACUCCUGAGUUUUCCGUGCUCCAGGGAGGUUAGGGUUGUCCUCGUCAUGCUGUUGUUUGUGUCCUACAUCCUGACAGUGAUGAGGAAUGGGGCCAUUGUCUGUGCAGUGAAGCUGGAUCGCAGGCUUCACACCCCCAUAUACAUCCUGCUGGCCAACUUCUCACUCCUGGAGAUCUGUUACAUCAACACGACUGUUCCCAAUAUGCUAAACAACUUCCUAUCUGAGACCAAAGCCAUCUCUUUCACGGCUUGCUUUUUCCAGUUCUUCUACUUCUUCUCCAUGGGCAUCACUGAGACCCUCUUACUGCCCCUCAUGGCUUUUGAUCGGUACUUGGCCAUCUGCCAGCCUCUCCAUUAUCCGAUCAUCAUGAACAACCAUCUCUGCAUGAACCUGGUGGCCCUGUGCUGGGUCACAGCUUUCCUCUGCUAUCCGAUCCCUAUCUAUUUUAUCACACAACUCCCCUUUUGUGGCCCCAACACCAUUGACCACUUUGUCUGUGACCCUGGUCCUCUUCUGGCCCUGUCCUGCAUCCCUGCCCCUGGAAUUGAGCUUUCCUGUUCUAUACUGAACUCUCUUAUUAUCUUCAUCACCUUCUUCUUCAUCCUUGGGUCCUACACCGUGGUUCUUAGAGCAGUGUUGUGUGUCCCUUCAGCGGCUGGCCGACGUAAGGCCUUCUCCACCUGUGGUUCCCACCUGGCUGUGGUGUCUCUCUUCUAUGGAUCCAUCAUGGUGAUGUACAUCAGCCCAACCUCUGGAAAUCCAGGUGGGACACAGAAGAUUGUAACCUUGUUCUACUCAUCGGUGACCCCACUUAUAAACCCACUGAUCUACAGUCUCUGGAACAAGGAUGUGAAAGCUGUCUUGAGAAAAAUUCGUAUGUGCACAGAAAUUAGAGCAAAUGAGAACUCACGAGUGGGGCAAGAUCACAAAAUUUUUCCUCAUUUCUUCCCACUUAAGUGGUCUUUAUUCAUUUGUAUCUAG
Messenger RNA from Zalophus californianus (California sea lion), 1038 nucleotides. RefSeq names its product olfactory receptor 11H6-like. Lineage: Eukaryota; Metazoa; Chordata; Mammalia; Carnivora; Otariidae. The transcript has 2 exons. Gene Ontology annotation, cellular component: membrane. The record is from RefSeq and is a predicted model, not a curated record. The coding region runs from base 1 to 1038 and encodes 345 amino acids. Gene Ontology annotation, biological process: G protein-coupled receptor signaling pathway. Gene Ontology annotation, molecular function: olfactory receptor activity; G protein-coupled receptor activity.